Molecule: messenger RNA, 552 nt
Organism: Penicillium samsonianum
Lineage: Eukaryota; Fungi; Ascomycota; Eurotiomycetes; Eurotiales; Aspergillaceae
Exons: 1
Coding region: 1-552 (183 amino acids)
Source: RefSeq, a predicted model, not a curated record
AUGGGAAGAAUAAAACGCAAGUGGGAGGAUGACGACUCCGCAGCAAUAGAAGAAGCCAAACAACCAGCAAAAAAGCCGGCCAAGAGAUAUUCUAAGGCCUGGUACAAAGAAACGUUUGAAAACAUGCUCCCAACAACUCUUGCUUGUGACCCUGAAGACGUGGACAUUUACGACGACAUUAUCCCCAAGUUCACCAAGGAUGCCAUGUCCAAGCUGGACGCAGAAAAACUGAUCCUGAAGAGCCUACAGCUGAACUCCCGGCCAACUUUCAACCUGGACAGCUAUACCGAGGCAAGCGAGUCUCUCAAAGCGGUGGGCUUCAAUCCCGACUCUCAGACAAUGGCUGUGACCCCCCUAGCGAUCUACGACGCAGACAAUAAGGAAAACACCUGGCUGAAGCCGCCAAACGGAACAAAGCUUUCAGAUGAAGACGUUUACCUGGCAUACAAGCAUAUGGCAGCCACCGACAGAGGAAAGAAUUACCCCGUCAAUUUCGACAAAAACGGACAUAUCAGGGCCGCCCGUACCCCGGAAGAUCCCCAUAUCUCGUAG